UUGCGCCUGCGUUGGCUUUUCGGGCCAGUGUGAGGAGUCUCACGUAGAGCAGAGCUAAGGGGGGGAGCCGGAGAAGACGCUUCUGGAGAGGGUGGAGGGGACAGGAGGCUAUAAAGUACGGGCCGGGGCCUGCGGCUGACACUCAGGAGGAACCAGCUAUUUCAUAGAGGGCUACGCUGGUCGGGAUUCACAGAAGUGCGGAGCGAAGAUAUUCAGUUAAAGCCAUGAAGAUACUCCAGACUUUGCCACUAUUGGUCCUAUUUUCUUCAUGCCAAGCACAUAAAGACUUCUUUACGUCCAUUGGUCACAUGACUGACUUGCUGUAUACAGAAAAGGACCUCCUGACAUCACUUAAAGAUUACAUAAGAGCUGAAGAGUUGAAGUUGGAACAGAUUAAAAAAUGGGCAGAGAAAUUUGAUUCACUGUCAGAAAUGGCCACAAAUGACCCAGAGGGCUUCCUAGGCCACCCAGUCAAUGCAUUUAAAUUAAUGAAGAGACUGAAUACAGAGUGGCUGGAGCUGGAGAAUCUGGUGCUCAAGGAUAUGUCCGAUGGAUUCAUCUCCAACUUGACAGUUCAGCGUCAGCAGUUUCCUACUGAUGAGGAUCAGACUGGAGCAGCCAAGGCUUUGAUUCGUCUACAGGACACCUAUAACCUGGAUACGGAAACUAUUUCCAAAGGAAACUUGCCAGGUGUAAAACACCAACCCACUCUGAAUGCUGAAGACUGCUUCGAAUUGGGAAAAAUUGCAUAUACGGAAGCUGACUAUUACCACACUGAGCUAUGGAUGGAGCAAGCUUUGCAGCAGCUGGAUGCUGGAGAGGAAUCCUCUAUUGAUAAGGUCUUGGUUCUAGAUUACCUCAGCUAUGCCGUAUACCAACAAGGAGACUUGGAAAAGGCCUUGAAGUUAACCAAAAGAUUGUUAGAGCUUGAUCCUGAACACCAAAGAGGAAACGGCAAUCUGAAAUAUUUUGAAUAUAUCAUGACAAAAGAAGAAAAUAAAUCCAGCUCCUCUGAUUCCAAAGAUGCAGAGCCAAAAACAAAAAAGGGUCGCCCCAUUGAUCAUUUACCAGAAAGACAGAAGUAUGAAAUGUUGUGCCGUGGAGAAGGUAUUAAAAUGACUCCGCGCAGACAAAAGAGGCUGUUCUGCCGAUACUAUGAUGGAAAUAGGAACCCUACCUUCAUCCUUUCUCCUUCAAAGCAAGAGGAUGAAUGGGACAAACCUCGCAUUGUGAGAUACCAUGAAAUCAUUUCUGAUAAGGAGAUUGAAAAGGUCAAAGAGCUUGCAAAACCCAGGUUGAGGCGAGCCACCAUUUCCAACCCUAUCACAGGAGUCCUGGAGACUGCUCACUACAGAAUUAGUAAAAGUGCUUGGCUCUCUGGCUACGAGGACCCUGUGAUUGCCCGAAUUAAUGCAAGAAUACAAGAAUUAACAGGGCUAGACGUGUCUACAGCAGAGGAACUGCAGGUGGCCAACUAUGGUGUUGGAGGCCAAUAUGAGCCCCACUUUGAUUUUGGAAGGAAAGACGAACCGGAUGCAUUUAAAGAGCUCGGUACAGGCAACAGAAUUGCCACGUGGUUGUUUUAUAUGAGUGACGUGCCAGCAGGUGGCGCUACAGUCUUUCCAGAAGUAGGAGCUGCAGUAUACCCUAAAAAGGGGACAGCAGUUUUUUGGUAUAAUCUCUUUGAAAGUGGAGAAGGAGAUUACAGUACAAGGCACGCAGCAUGUCCUGUUUUAGUUGGCAGCAAAUGGGUAUCAAAUAAAUGGAUCCACGAGCGGGGUCAGGAAUUCCGAAGGCCGUGUAAAUUGUCUGAAUUGGAAUGAUCCGAACCUAUGUCAUGUGAAAAAAGGAAUACGUCUCAGCCACAAAGCUUUUCAGACUGUGCUUUGCCCAGUUUGCUAGCAAUGAACUAUAAAGCCGUAGUCCCAGAACUUUUUGGGAAAGAAUCAUUUGUGGAGGGCACUAUUCAUUAUUUGUAUUAAACCUUUCGAAGGUGGAAAAAUCAGCACAAAAUUGAUUAAAACUGGAGCCACGCAACACAAUUAAGACAAAGAGGGCUGAUCUUCACAUGCCCCAACCUUCUUACCUCUGUGCUUUGGUGAUCCCCAGAGAAAACAAGAGUCAUACUGCAGUAUAUGUAGGCUUAUCGACUACCUGUUUGGUGCAAGGUUUUGUGUGUUCACUUUCAUUUUAGAAAUUUCACCCUUUUAUUUUAGGUACAAUUUAUCAUGUAAUAACUGAAAAUAUAUGUCUCUUCACAAAAAUUCUAAUAAAAAGACUCAAAUAAAAAGAAACACUCCAGGCAACAUUGAUGCAGAUUUACUAAUGCUUUCAAAUACUUAGACAGUGUAAACUUAAACUAGACAAAACUCAGGAUGUACUCAUGGUUUUUUACAGUGGCUUGUGAUGUUUGGCACAUCUUAAGACUUUAGUCUAGGUUUUUAUACCAAAUUUAUCAUAUAGAGGGUGGCUUACUUUAUAUGAAAAAGAUAUACACCUACAUUUUGGUGCAUAUGAAGCCAUACCCCUUUUACAUUAUGCCAUGCCCAGUUUUGGUUAAGCUGCAGUGUUAAAAACAAAAAUGUCCUGAAUGAAAAUGUGCCAAAUGUUGGUGCAUUUUAUGACAAAGUCUAGGCACACAGACAUUGGUAAGUCUGCCUCAUUGUGUUGGUCUAAAAGAGGUGGUGCCAGCCAGGGGUACUUAAGAGCCUUUGGAAAUUGGUCCUUAAAGGGGUACUCCGGUGGAAAACAUUUUUUUAUUUUUAUUUUUUUAAAUCAAUUGGUGCCAGAAAGUUAAACAAAUUUGUA
Molecule: messenger RNA, 2808 nt
Organism: Hyla sarda
Lineage: Eukaryota; Metazoa; Chordata; Amphibia; Anura; Hylidae
Gene: P4HA1
Product: prolyl 4-hydroxylase subunit alpha 1
Exons: 15
Coding region: 225-1823 (532 amino acids)
Biological process (GO): peptidyl-proline hydroxylation to 4-hydroxy-L-proline
Cellular component (GO): endoplasmic reticulum
Molecular function (GO): L-ascorbic acid binding; procollagen-proline 4-dioxygenase activity; iron ion binding
Source: RefSeq, a predicted model, not a curated record